This is a messenger RNA of Argentina anserina (silverweed cinquefoil), 809 nucleotides long. RefSeq names its product zinc finger protein ZAT12-like. The record is from RefSeq and is a predicted model, not a curated record. The transcript has a single exon. Bases 96 to 671 code for a protein of 191 amino acids. Gene Ontology annotation, biological process: response to chitin; response to stress. NCBI's taxonomy places the organism in Eukaryota, Viridiplantae, Streptophyta, Magnoliopsida, Rosales, Rosaceae.
UCCAAUGUUCCAUUCCUUUGUUCCUUUCCUUACAUAACCCAAAAGAGUAAGAUACCCUCUUUCCUUGAAAGCAACCCUUUUUUGACAACAUCACGAUGAAGAGAAGCAUAACAGAGCUCGAUCACAGCGUAACCAUGGCGAAUUGCUUGAUGCUGCUCUCUCGAGGCAACGACUACGACUCGUUGAUCUCUACCUCAACGUCUUCCUCAUCACCUAGCCGCGUCUUCGAGUGCAAGACUUGUAAUCGUCAGUUCCCUUCGUUCCAGGCCCUCGGAGGACACAGAGCCAGUCACAAGAAGCCGAGGCUAGCCGGAGGAGACAGCUCGAGUUCCGACAGCCAGUCGUCUUCCCCGAGCAAACCGAAGACUCACGAGUGCAACAUAUGCGGGUUGGAGUUUGCUAUAGGUCAGGCCUUGGGGGGUCACAUGAGGAGGCACAGGGCAGCAGUGGCCGAUAAUCACAAUGACCACCGGAAUAAUAACGGAGUACAAUUGAAUUCUAUGAUGGGUUUGAAUUCUAAUCCGGGACAAGGAGUUGUUCCGGUUUUGAAGAAGACGGAUAUCAGUAGGAGAAUUUUGUGUUUGGAUCUCAACUUGACGCCCUUCGAGAAUGACAUGAAAAUUCUUGGAAUAGGGAAAACAACUCCUCCUCUUGUUGAGUUUAUUUUCUAGAUAGUUUAUAGAAUUUGGAUUCAUUGUGUACUGUAAAUCAUCACAUAGAGUUGCUCAGCGAUACAGUAUAUGCUAUACGGUCCAUUGUAUUUGUUCAUUAUAAUUUUACAUAAAAUAAGAGAGAUUAUUUCAUGCAUG